Centropristis striata (black sea bass) is the source of this 1549-nucleotide messenger RNA. RefSeq lists its product as uncharacterized. The transcript is spliced from 10 exons. The coding region runs from base 26 to 1471 and encodes 481 amino acids. The record is from RefSeq and is a predicted model, not a curated record. NCBI's taxonomy places the organism in Eukaryota, Metazoa, Chordata, Actinopteri, Perciformes, Serranidae.
CUGACAGACAGACAGACAGGUGAAGAUGGCAGCUCAGGUGAGCGCGGUGCUGCUGCUGCUGCUGCUGGUGCUCGGUCCCGGAAUCUUCUCCGGUACCGGUCCCGGUCCGGACUCCGAGCGCGGCAGGAUGCAGCUGCGGCGCGUGCAGAGCCUUGCCGCUCAGACCAGGUACGGAGGCUGCUGGGCGCGCGCUCUGGAGCACCUGGACACGCGCUGCAGGGACAUGACGUCAGAGAGCCAGAGCCGGAUUGCGCUGAGUUUCACAUUCUGUCACCUGAGCAGCUCAGGUAGAGACUUCCCAUCAUGCCCUGAGGGGUCAGAGGUCAGCAGGUGUACAGGUGCAAUGGACGCCGUGGCCUUCAACGCCUACACAGAGUUCUUCACUCACACACACGCCAUCUGUCACUUCCUGCAGUCUGACGCCUGGCAGAGCCGUGCCGAGAACACCAUGCACAGGCUGACGGAGAGCUCUGCAGGUGUAGCCGAGCAGCUUCAGUCCACCAGGCAGAUGGCUGAGGACCUGAUUGAUGCCCAGACUGCUGCCCUACAGGCACAGCAGGAGAUCCUGAACAAUGGAGAGGAGCUGAGAGUCACCCUGAGAGACUCUACCCAGGGUCUGCGGGCGGUGUUCUCAGAGCUCAGCAGUGUCUCCAGGGAGCAGCAGGUGGCACUGUCUGAACUCUUUAACAGAGUUUCCUUCCUACAGAGUUUCCUGCUGAUGGAGGCGCAGAGCCUGAGCUCCUGCUGCUACAACGCUGCUGCUCUCUUCACCUCCUUCCUCCUCACUUCCACCCAGCGCUCCUCCAGAGCCAGGUAUCUCCCCCCCUUCACCUCCCCCUCACACAGGUUGGUGUUGCUGUCUCAGGUGUGUGUGAACUUUUACCUGGAGAGGAAAAUCUACGAGUUUGUGUUGAACUCUGAUCAUCCUGAACACGCACACAUGGAGCUGGUCAGUGUGUAUGUGAGUGUGUUGCGGCGCUGCAUGGUGUGUGUAGCGGUGUGUGUGCUGCUGUAUGUGUGUGUGCGCUACAGAGACCCGGUGCAGCAGAGUCUGCAGCUGCUGCAGCAGCUCAGAGAUACGCAGAGCGGCCUGCAGGCAGUGCUGCAGCAUGCAGAGAGAUUGGAGCGACAGAAGAACAAUCAGCUGACUGUGCAGAGGAGGUCAGAGAGCAGGAGAAGAGAGGAGGCGCUGAGGAGGAGGGAGGAGAGGAAGAAGGAGGAGGAGGAGGAGGAGGAGAGCAUCACGCUGAUGUCUCCGCCCACAGACCUGUCUCACAUCUCACACCUUGGUUGGAGUACCUGCAGUACUGUGAACAGCGUCCUGCAGCCCGACUUUACCCAGAAUGCCUCUGUGAGUACCGGCCGGCGUCCUCGCUGCUCGGAGUCCUCGUCCUCGCUGGUCUACAGCGUGCUGGUGGAAGACAGACAGAGCCGGUACAGCCUGAGGAGUCGGCGGUCUGAGGCUCACUGAGGACUUAACUCUGUCUUCAUUAUUUUAAACAUUUUGUUUUACCUGAAAUAUCAAUAAAACUGAAGUUUACAUUUUAAA